AUGGAAAGUAGUAAUUCACCGUCAUCUGUGUUAGAGGAUUUGGAACGAACUUUCGUGGCUUCUGAUCGUUCGGGUUUUGAAACAGUGCUCUUUUCUGCCAUCAAGUCGGCGGCCCUCUCAACUUGCCAACCCAAAGUCGCCACUGCGGAGGAUGCGGCAGCUUCCUUAAGCAGCCAGUCUAUCGACGAGACCUCGAUCGAAGCAGAACUUUUUGAGUAUAAUAAGCUGCUUGACUCCAUCUUUGCAGCUUUUGAGGAUUUUCUCGCGAACUCAGAGAUUCCUGAAUGCGGUAGCGCUGGAGGAAGUGUUGGCGAUGAUAACGAUUCGCUGAGUAGGCUCAAGAAAAAACUGGGCGUUGUUUGCCCCAAAGUGCGUACUCCAUGUGGGCAGAUCUUCAUGGAUCAGGAGCCCACAUUUCGAUGCAAGGACUGUUCAACUGAUCCAACCUGUGCCCUCUGUCGCACUUGCUUCUUCGCUAGCAUUCACGCCAAUCACAGAUACAAGCCUGGUGCUGUUGACAGCCACACUGUAAAGUUUUCCUGUGUCACUUGGUCGUUUAAUGAACCUCCGAGAGCUUCGAGUUGCAUGAAACGCUACCCUGGGCCACCUAGUUUUCUGGACUCCCCAACUUCUGGUCACAUCUCUGACUAUCCCUUGAUGCAUGCCUCUGGUGGUGGCUACUGCGACUGUGGCGAUGAAGAGGCCUGGACUAGCGGUGCUUGGUGCAGAAUCCACGCAGGGGAGGGUGAUGUGGAAACAGGCGAUGGCAAGUCCUCGGGCGCAGACACAUUCCGCAGUGUUAGUGAGGAACUAAACCUUGAAAUGGAACUCGUGCGCUCUCGCCUCUCCAAACUCCCUGUCGAUGUGAUACGUCGAUGCACUUACCUUCUGGAACCUCUCGUCAAUAGCGCUUCCGUUGUCCUCUUUGAGCUGCUUCAGGGUUCUCCUCGUACAGACUACCCAGCGCUGAGCAGUACUCAUUCCAAGCAAGAGGUUGGAGCUGAAAAGCCACGUGAUUUCGAUACGGCGGAGGCAGAGUGCUUCUGGCCGCCUCCUCUAAGUCAUCUACCGAGCACAUCUGCUUCCGAGGACGCCUCUCAGUUGGGCAUUGGUCAUUUCCCGCACACCUGUCCCUCCAAUCGUGAUGCUGGUCACAUGGAGGCUCGUUGUCUGGCUCAACAGUCCAGAGCCCACCGACUUCAUCCGGCGCUCUUCGACUCGGUGGAUGGCGAUGUGGUGUCCGGUGUGAAAAAUCACUACACAGUCAUCCUUUAUAACAAUGAAUAUCACAAUUAUGAAGAUGUAAGUCAUAACAAGGACGUCUAUGGUGCUUCUGAUUCUCGGUCAAAUUACCACAUCCUUCUGCUAAUCUUACAUCCGUUUCUAAAUUUACCAUUACUUGAUUUAUUGAGAAUGCAAAAUCCUCAUGUUAUCAAAACGGUUCGUCGCCUAGACGGUUGCACCGCUAAGCAGGCGACUCUGUUUGCCAUCAUCGUUAACCGCGACGGGAGGACACCGCUUUUAACACAUCUGACUCGCCAGAGCGCCUGCGAAAAAGCUGCUCGAGUUUCGGUAAGUUCCCUUGGCCUACAUAUAAAACGGGGUGGCUCGAAGGCGUUUUCCGAGGUUUUUGUCUGGACGUCUGUACAUUCUGCGUCAACACGCCACAUGAUUCGUCCCUUGCGAUCAUCAGCAAUGGAUCACCGAGUCUACGCCCUAGAAAGUUUCUUUGUUUCUGUCCUCCGUUGGCUCCAGCGUCUGGCCUCGAGUGUCCACGCCCUGCGUCCCCUCAUCUGCAACGCGAUUCUUGGACGCUUUGCAUUGACGACCAGCGAGGCCGCUGAGGUUAUCCGUUUGCCUGGAGAAAUGAUGCUUCCCAACUGUCUUUUAGCGCAUAUUUUGGAACGAUUUACUCUUUCACAUAGAGGUACUUUAGUCUGUUUGAAAUUAGGUGUUCGAAAAACGGCCUCUCGACUGAUCGCUGGGGUUUUUCUUCAGGAGCCCUAUCACAGACGAAUAUUUUCGAUUGAAUUUACUCGACACUUCGAGACUAUCUGUCAAGCCUACAUUUAUGAUGAUCAUCUAGAGGCCGACAAUCUCUUUGCUUUGACUUGCCAAUUCUACACCGUUAUCAGUUUGGUAAGUUGUUUGCAACGUGCACUAAACGCCUCUACUAGUAUACCUCUUAUUUUUUUAAUGUUUUUGUUGGGGAUCCUUGUUCUCCAACGUAUCCUCUCGCGACUCGCACGCACAGUUGCCCACAACAGCCAACCACUGCCAGCGUUUUACGAGGUUUCGCACUCAAACAUCACACUGGCCAGCCUACUCUCGCCCAAGUUGCCGGCCCUGCCCUCGGUGUUCGAGACUCGCCUUCGCGCCCUGCGCAGCGCCAACCCCCAGGCCUGGGCGCGCGCCCACGAGGCCCUGACGAGCGGCGAGGCCGAACCGAGGGCCUUCGUUUGGCGCCACGUGCCCGACGAGAGGCCCGAGUUCUGCCCCUUCGAGCGCAUCCUCCACACGACCUACGACUUGCGUUACGUUCUCACGAGUCUGCUGAAUGUGCGACCCCUAGCGGGCGAGUCGUCGAAAUGCCCGUCGAGUUGGUGGGGCGUCAACGCCAGAAAGAACUUCAUGGUAUUCUUCCGAACUCUGCUCGAGAUGCUGGGCAACCUGCAGGAUAUGAAUGGUAUGCAACGAGCAGUUCGGAUUCAUGUGGAGAUUGAACAGGAGUGGAUAAGCACCUUCAAGAUGAUGUCUCAUCUGAUCUACGUACUAAAUCUCACCGUCCAAGUCGCCAGCUCAGAUCGAGUUCUCCUCAUUGAGGCUAUCAAGGAAACCCGAGAAGCCUAUGAGAAGCGCGUUGGCCUGUUUGAUCGCUGUUUCCGUGUCAAGCCCUUCGAUGGACCCUACGCCUCUUCAGAAGGUAUCAACGGUUUGACGGUGCAGUGUUUGGGUGCCACUUCGGAGAUAUACGAGUACGAUGUCUCAGCGUUCCGCGUCAGUGUGAUGCAGCCGCUUCCACGACUCCUCGCCGCUCUCUAUGGCCACGCUCUUGAGAUGGGUCUCUCACCAGUUCAGGUUGGCCUUGCUGAUGAGGGAUUCGCCAACCUCAUUAUUGAGCGCCCUCUUCAAACUAUUUCAUUCGUUGCCCAGUGUUCAGCAAAUUUCUGGGUUCGAAAUGGCCUGAUUGUGGAGAACAUUAUCUACAACAUGUACAACGGACUCCGUGUGGAGAUGGUCGAUCGAAAUUACCAGCUCCUGCAGCAGGCUGCCACUGUUCUGCCCGCGGAUGAGCUCAUCGUGCGAAUGAUCCACAAACUGAAUCUGCACGAGUUCAUGUGCGGGGAACUAUCCCACGUCAAACCCGGGACUGUCCAGUUUGUUGAGGCUCUUCUUCGCACAAUUCUCUACCUGGUGACUCAUCGGUCUCGUGAUGGAGUUGGGUACUUCGACCCCCUUAUUGUGUCUUCCACACCCUCCUCCCUAAAUCUCUUUCCCGAAAAGCUAAAUGAAAUCGACGAAUAUUUGGAGGCAAACUACGGCCAAUUGAUCGAUGACGUCGUUCAUGCACUAUGCACCAAAGCGAUGACUCACUCGGAGUUGUUUUCGGCUCUGCCACACCAACCGCCUGGGUGCGUCUUGCGGAAGCCUCCACCCUACCAGCCCUCCAACUCAGAGGAAGACACUCGCUUGAAUAUGAGGGGCAGUCGAAAGGACACGAUUGAGCGGCCGCUGGCGAAAAUUCUUCAACAGAUUGCCACCCCCGCGACAUCCGGUUCUAAGCAGGUGUUUUCGAUCAAGCCCGAAGUGAUAUUGAGCCGAUUUAAUCGAUUCUAUCCGGGUUACAAGCACACUGAUCAGACAGUGGCCGAGGAGAAUGUGGCGCGUGUCUUAAAGAAGUGGCUCCAGGAGCCGGGCAACCCGGUGGCACUGCGGUGUCGGGGCCUGCCCGUUCCCCCGCCUCCGCCCCGCCCGCGUCGCCGCUUCGUUCGACCCAUGGAAAAGCCCCUGUUGCAGCUGGUGCGCUGCACCACCUUUGUCCGACUCGUUCGCCGCCUCUUGGAUGCGGAGCUGUCCUACGGCCGCGUACAGUCGUGGUGGUCGGAAACUAUUAACGAACUGGUGCUCCAUCUUAUCAUUGUAGCUCUCUACGAAGAUGCGAUUACUUUUGCCGAGAAAGGCGAAAAGCCGUUUCUCGAUGUUGUUUCCCGUGUUCCAAAUACGGCGGAGUCUGACGCCGAACUGGAAAAUCUGGCUGCCUCUCGACACUGGACCAAACAACAGACACCAGCAUCACCAAGCUCAUCAUCCCCAACCAAGUGGACCCUCAAGUUGUGGGACGACGUUGUCGCGAAACCCCACGACGAGGCUUUUGCUGGUGUCGUAGAGGUCAAAAAUGUGGAUUCGCCAACGUCAGAAAAGCAACGAAAGCUGGAGGCUAAGCGCCAGCGCCAGGCCAAAAUCCUGGAUAAGAUGUCGGAGAUGCAGCGGAAGUUCUUAGAAGCUCACUGCCAGGAAAUGUCGAACGUCGAAGAGAACGAUACGCCGAUGGACACCACGCCUCCUCCUGGAUCUGCCAGCUCAACCAGUCAUCCGUCCACCCUGGAGGACAGUUCUGACCGUGCUGUGGCGCUGUUCAGUGCCAUGGGUCCUCAUCGCUUCGAAGAAAGGCGGUGUCAACUCGAGGAGAAAGUCAAAACCACGGUGACCUGCGUACUCUGUCUGGAGGAGAUUCCGGAGAGCGAUAAACACAAUGUGGUGGUCGCUGCCUACGGUUGUCGGUCCAAUGUCCUCUCCAUGCCUCUCUUUCACGGAGAAGCCGUGGAUUUUGUUAACGAGACCUGUCAGUCGGACUGCGUAAGUGGUGGAAACUGUUACAAUUCUGAAUAUAAUCUGGCUGCCAUCGCUACAACUGCGGUCGCUGCAUCGCUGGGAAGUAACGAAAGCAACAUGACCCAACUUCCACGUUUGGUCUGCGGAGUUAAUGCCGCUGGAGAGGAUGCCUCGCCAACCAAACCAUCAGGCUCAUCGGACAGCAAUCAAUCGCACGCGGCACCGUCGGCGAAACCGAAUAGCCUUGACCCCUGGUUCCCUCGUCCGUUGGUGUCUAGUAGGUGUCCGGUCGGAGAGGAGGGCACAUUCAUAUCGACAUGCCCCCAUCUGAUGCAUGCUGGAUGCAAGGAGCGCUACGCAGCACAAUUAAAGAGCCAGAAUGAACAGCUUACUCGUCAACACAGGUACGCCAACAAACCUCCUCUAUACGAGUUUCGCUGUUCGUUGUGUCGGUCGCUGGCGAAUUUCGAUGUGCCCCUUUUUGGACGCCUGCACGACACUCUGCCAGAGGCCUGGGUCGCUAGGUGUCUGAAGAAGCCCUUUGACUUUGCGAAUUGGUUGAAGACACUUCAUACUUGGCUCAAAGAUUGUUCAUGUCUGCCUUCAGCACCGUUGCAACAAGUUACAUUCAAUAUGUCGGAGCUUCCAGAUGCCCCAGAGAGUUUUACCAACCUCUUCGUCGCUCUCGGUGAUAGUUUUUCCCAACACUGCGAUGAUUUGCUCGCCAAGAUCUGCGCCAGUUGUGAGAGGGCUUUUUGUAAACCAGACCCCGAAUCAGCUGCCGAAGACGAGGAGGAGGUUGAAGAACCAGAGGACGAUGGACGUCCGCCGUCAACCCCGCGUCGAAUUCGUCUGUGCCUCUCUCGCGGCCUCUUCCGACGCUUCCUUCUCCGUCGGUCUGAAACCGUGCCCUCGGAAGAUUCAUCAGCUCAUCCAUCACGGUCAACGAGCACACUUCCACUGGUAUUUGUUCCGUUGCUACAGCGACCUCCACAGGACUCCGUGAAAGUUUCGGCCGAUCUCUGGACUUUUGUGCAACGUCUCGUAACUAUAAGCCAACCGAAACCGAUUCAGUCGCUGCAACGAAAUGCCAUGAGGGCACAAUUUCUGGAGUCUGGAAAUUUGGUUACCGAGAUCCUGCAGGCAUUGAAUAACGCACAAGAAGCCGUAAACCUGGUGGUAAAUGCCAACUUGGAGGGUGACGAUGAGGCAUUUGGUGAAGAUGACGGUAUGGAGGGUGGUGGUGGAGAAACUGCUAUUGAGACAGUGCUCUCGCACCGUCCUCCUGCUGAUCGUCGACACAGCAGCAUCGGCGGGUCAGGUGUGGACGACGGUGGCCUUCCUCCGAGCCUCUCCGAAGCCGCCGAGGAGCUACACACGAGCCUCGUUAGCAGCUACUCCCACUUAAUGGUUCUUUCUGGGAAGGAUGAAACUACAGCAGGAACAGGUCGUCACCUAACGCAGUCCAUUAGUCGCCUGAAGGCAGCACUGGUUUGCACACGUCGUCGCAGCUUUCAAGCCAUUCUAGCGGCUGCCUGUGAAUGGCGCGCAUUGAGACACUCAAUCGCCUACACUCUUGUCAUCUGGGAGCGAUGUCUUCGCCAGCUGGGUCCAGACAACAAUUUCUUCAACGGCUACCUAGCAGAUCGUCACAAGCUCGGCCUGGGCUACUUGAUGCGGGCGGCCUUUCAUGCACACGCUCGUCUAGCGCCUGUUUCCAGGUGCGCCUACGGACCUGAAAGUUCGCCGUCUCAGAAGUCCUGGUCCCGGUGCCUUCAUGAUCCGUCCUGGUGGUGGUGGUACUGCUACUUUGCACCGGAAGACCCGAAGCAAGUCUCCGGCUGCUGCUAUCCGUAUGCAGUAAGAGCGUCUUACUUGAUUGAGAAUGUAACCCGAAUCGCCGUGACCCAGGACGCGGGCCGCCUGUGGCGCCUCCUGCUUCCCGACAGUCACGCCCUCGCCGGCUCCUCGUCCUCCGCUCCACCCUCCACCCAGCACCUCAGUCAGCACACUGCCAUGGAGGUUGAUGAAUGUGGCACCUUGCCGUCUAGUCAUCUGCUUGAGCAGCCUCCACUAUCGCCUGACGCACUCAAUGUGCCUGCUAGUCUGCUUUGGGAGGUCGACAUAACCUUCCUCUUCCUCAACCUGCUUUUCCUGCGCCCCGGCGUCGAAAGCGCUGAUCAACAGGUGGAGUGUCAGCGCAUCGCAGUGCCGGAUUCGGCGAACAGCGAGGACGAAAAGGAGGAGCGAUUGCCGGCGGUGAUGUGCGACGAGGGCUUCCCGCGCCUUCCCAUGGGCGACGCCCAUGAGGCCUUCGCCCUGCGCGUCUGUCACUUGGCUCUCCUUGUGCAAGCCCUCCUCUCUUGGCAACCGGACAGGCCGAGCCAAACCCCCUCCUCUUCCGCUCUGCUCGAUCCGUGUGCUCCGCUCUGGAUGAAUGAGAAGGUGCGCCCUGUGGCUGCUUUUGCUGCCAAUCACAUGGUCAUUGUCGACAGUCUUUCCCCAAUGACUAUGCACUGUUGUGCCGAUAUGUGCUUUAUCCAUGUCUUAACUUUGGGCCUGUGCAAAUCUCUUUCCCAGCUGCUGACUGUGCGCCGUCGUCUUCAGCACCUUUCGGGUCUCCCGGUGUGUUCAAUUCAGCCUUCACCGGCCACAUUAUCUCAUCUGUUCGCGCACAUCCACGCGCACUGUCUGCCUUUUCUGCGAGUCGCCGCCUUUGCAAUUUACCAAAUAACCGGCGUCGAUGUGCCCCCGGCCUUGAGCAAUCCCUCUCACCAGAAACCGUCAAGUACAUCGGUUUUCUCCACAUCAGUGUACUGCGAAUUUAGUCUACUUUUGGCCUAUUUGGGACUUUCGCAGUCACCCUCCGACCUGCUCGUUUUGCUUUCCGACUCGGAGGCAGUUGCUUCCCCCCACUGCACCACAAUCGACGAGACGUCUGCAUCCAGCUCCCUCUGGCUUGCUAGUUUGAUGACUUCGUGGUGUCUCCUGGGUCGCAACGCUAUUUCCAGGGGGCUUUAUUCGAAUUGGCUGAAACCAAAGUACUUGCCCAAUGCCAGCUCCUCCCAUAUUCUGCCGGAGCCCCACAUUCGUGUCCCGCAUUUGAUCCAACUGCCUAAACAAUACGUUUCCCUAAUGGCACUUGCUACUGAACUAAAGACCGUCCACACAGGCAGCAACAUUCACUCGGAUCCAAGCCUUUGCCUGGUCUGCGGUGCAGUGGCAUGUUUUGCCUGCUACAGCUGCCGCAGAUUCGAGCAGGUGGCUGAGAUCACGUACGUGCAUGGCGGCGCUUCCUCUUCCUCGCGCCGAGAAGCCGUGGUCUACGACAUGCAGGCUCACGCCAGGCGUUUCCACUCCGGCUACGCCAUCGUCAUGCUCUUCUCUGGUCGUGUCCUCCUCUUCUCCGAACAGGCCAGACGCACCACCGAGCUACCGACGCCCUAUAGAGACGAGUUCGGCGAAACUGAUGUUGGCCUUCGUCGUGGGAAUCCUCUUUUCUUGGAUGAGAAGGCGUACGAGGAACUAAAUAGAAUUUGGCUUAGUCAUCGGAUGAAUAGUGCCACAACCUCCAACCUAUACCUUGUUUAG
Molecule: messenger RNA, 8424 nt
Organism: Mesocestoides corti
Lineage: Eukaryota; Metazoa; Platyhelminthes; Cestoda; Cyclophyllidea; Mesocestoididae
Source: the annotation of a GenBank genome assembly